AUGGCUGAACCUCACGCUGUUGGACUCGAGAGUUUGGAUGGGCUCCUCAGGAAAGCAGCUACAUUCACUGAGAAAGGAGAAUUUAGCAGCAUGGCAGCUAGACUGGGCGUUAAGGUUCAUCUCCACGACUUGAUGGAAUCAUUGAAGAAAAUUCAAGCUUUACUCUCCGCUGCUGAUCAGACGCAGAUUUCUGCUUCUGCAGAUUUGAGGUUAUGGUUGAAAAAGGUCAACGAGCUAAAUGCCAAGGCGGAUGAUCUGCUGGAUGGGUUUGCAUAUGAAGCUCGCCGGCCCGGAGCAGUAGAGGGCCAUCAGGAUAAGAAGAAGCGGAACAAGGUAUGUAACUUCUUUUCUAGGUGCAACUCAUCUGUGAUCACGAGGAGGAAGGUGAUUCGCGGGUUCAAGCUCGUGAGUUCAAGAUAUAGAUAUCUAGCCCAUGAAGCCCACAAAUUUGGGCUUGAUUUGCCGGAACGCCCAGUGGAUGCAACUGCAAAAUUUGAACAAAUCCCCCAGACUACUGAUUAUUCUUCGGUUGUAGAAUCACACAUGUUUCAAGGAGGCGAUGAUUCUCUGGCGCUCAAAAAAAUGUUGUUGAGUGCUGGAAAUGACAGGGACUUCUUCUUCGUUAGCAUAAUGGGAAUGGGGGGCAUUGGCAAAACAACACUCGCCCAGGUAGUUUACAAUGAUUAUGAGGUGGUGAAUCAUUUUGAUGUGAGGAUGUGGGUCUAUGUGGGGGAAAACUUUAGUAUAGAUCGGAUUUUGAAAUCCUUAGUAGAAUGUCUCACUCACAUGACCGUCCCUGACGAGAUGUCUGGCAGGGAAGAAAUUCUAUUGAAACUUCUAGACAGGCUGAAAGGGACAAGAUAUCUGCUUGUCCUCGAUGACGUCUGGGUGCAAGAUCCCCAACUGACAGAUCAACUUAACGAGUGUUUGUUAAAGCAAGGUGGUUCUAGAGGAAGCAAAAUAUUGGUAACUACUCGUUCAGCACAAGUUGCUGUUUUGCUGCAACCCGGAUUAAGCUAUCGCAUGGGUCUUGGAACAGAAGAAUAUUGCUGGAAAUUGUUUCAGCAAGUAGCAUUUGCACCAGGUGGACCUGAAAUGACCCCAAGACUGAUGGAAAUGGGUGAAGCGAUAGUAAAAAGGUGCCAAGGUCUUCCGCUGGCGAUAAAAACCAUAGGAGGUCUUCCGCUGGCGAUAAAAACCAUAGGAGGUUUGUUGUACACCAAGAAAGAUGAAGAAGAGUGGAACAGUAUAGCUACAAGUGACACAUGGCUUAAUGAUGAUCCUAUCCCUGGUGCCUUGCUCUUGUCCUAUGUUCAUUUGCCUUCAAUAUCGUUAAAACAAUGUUUCCUUUAUUGUUCUACUUUCCCAAGAGGCUCUGUCAUGGAAAAGGAUGAACUCAUACAACUCUGGAAUGCACAAGGAUUGCUUAAUCCACCCCAAGGAAGUGGUUUGAGCGAGAAAGAUUUAGGAGCCAGGUAUCUUGAUACUUUAGUGAGGACAUCGUUUUUGGAGAAUGCUGAGCAGGACGAGGUUGACAGGAGAAAAUUCUACAAGAUGCAUUAUCUUUUGCAUGGCCUUGCUUCAUCCUUAUCGAAGGAUCAAUGCUCGAUUAUGGAGGGAAUCAACAUUGCAGCCAAUGAUCUCAAGUUGGCUGCACAUAUGUCCCUGAUUAAUUGCAAAGCAGAAAUUUUGAAAUCCUUGAGGGGAAAGGGAAUGCUUAGGACACUCCGUUUGGUGAACAGUGGAGUUCUUGGAGAUGCGCUGGCAUACACUACUUCUCUUCGUGUCUUAAUUGUGGUCGAUUGGCAUGUUGAUGAACUGCCGGAUUCGGUGAGUAAAUUAAAACUUCUACACUAUCUUGACAUCUCGAAGACCAAGAUUCUAAAACUUCCAGAUUCAAUUUCAGAACUAUACAAUCUGCAAACCUUGAGACUCUAUGAUCUAAUAGAGUUGCCAAAGAGUUUUGAGAAUCUGGCUAGUUUGAGACACCUUUAUAUUGAGAGGUUCAAGGACUUGGACAGACUGAGUGGUUUGCCUCCACAAUUUCAAAAGGUAAUCAAUCCUUCUUCUUUUAAAGCAUGCUUUAAAGCACAUCUACACAGCAAGGGUCAGAUUGAGAAGUUAGACACGUUAUUGGAGCGUCCAGAUUUGUAUUAUCGUCUCAGCAUUUACUGCCUCGAGAAUGUGGAUGGCUAUGAGGAGGCCACCGAAGCAAAGCUAUCAAGCAUGUCAACAAUAGAAUGUUUAAGGUUCCAUUGGAAUGCAAGGAGGGAAAAUUACUAUGAUGAGGAUGUUUUGGAUGGUCUUCAACCUCACGCAAACAUAAAAAAUCUGGCAAUUGAAAAUUACAAAGGUUCAGCAUUUCCUUCCUGGAUCGAGAAUACGAGUCACCCACUGAUACUUCACCAUCUUGUGAAGAUGGAGUUGGAGGACUGCAGCUGUUGUGAACAAGUUCCACCACUGGGUCACCUUCCCUGUCUCAAAAUUGUAAAGAUGCAAGGGAUGGUCAAAGUUAAAAGCAUUGGGGCUGAAUUCUAUGGUUUUACAAAUGUUCAUGAUCAAUGCAGCACCAGUAGCAGCGCAAGUCGAGUUUUUCCUCAAUUAAGAGAACUCACACUAAGGGAAAUGACAAGUCUAGAGGAGUGGUCCGAACCUGCAAAUCUGUCGAAUCAUUCUUCAAGUAUCUGUCCUCUUCUGGAGAAAUUUGAAGUUGAGCAAUGCCCCAAACUCAAAUGUCUCCCAAAUGUAAUGACUACUAGUCAUAGGCUGAGAAGGCUAGAGGUUGCCAUGUGUGACAGUUUGGAAUGCCUACCAGAAGGAGUUGGAGGACUUGCGUCACUCGAGGAUUUGGAUAUACGCGGCCUGCCAUCUCUGUCUCAGCUGUCUAUUGGAUGUUUUGACAACCUCAAGACUUUGACAAUAGGUGGCUUCUCCAGUGCUCCAGAGGUUGACUGUAACGGCCAACAAACCUCUCAACAUUUGAAAGGAGGGGACGGAAAAGUCGCAUCUUUACCUGAGCAACUCCAAUAUCUCUCAGCUUUGAGGUUUUUGACGAUAUCGGGUUAUGGUGGGCUGGAGACUCUCCCAGAGUGGAUUUCUAAGUUACGUUCCCUUCAGAUUCUGAAGCUUGAGUUCUGUUGGAAGCUUGCGCAUUUCCCAGCUUCAGAAAAAAUGCAGCAACUCAAGAAUUUGGAUGAGCUUGAAAUCUGUUAUUGCCCCCUUCUGGAGGCGAGGUGCAUCAAAGGAAGCCGCCCAGAAUUGUACAAGAUCUCCCAUAUUCCCAGAAUUAUGAUAAAUUCUGAAGAAAUCAAAUUUCGCCCGCGAAAUAAGAAUAAAAAUACAACCAACACACAAUCUCGAAGAAAUAAAGAGAAAGAUAUUGAGGAAUCUGGGAACCAAGAAAGGAAUGAGGGAGAAGGGGAGGAACAAGGAAGAAGUGCGGCAUCCUCUUCCUCACAACCUGAUCAAGGAAUAAAUAUCCAUGUACAGAAACUGCUUUCUGUAUCUCCUUUAGCUGCUAAAGCCAACAGGCUGGGAGAAUUUAAUCUUGCCUAUCUGAGAAGCUGA
Coffea eugenioides is the source of this 3567-nucleotide messenger RNA. Its product is annotated as putative disease resistance protein RGA1. The transcript has 3 exons. The coding region runs from base 1 to 3567 and encodes 1188 amino acids. The record is from RefSeq and is a predicted model, not a curated record. Gene Ontology annotation, biological process: defense response to other organism. Gene Ontology annotation, molecular function: ADP binding. NCBI's taxonomy places the organism in Eukaryota, Viridiplantae, Streptophyta, Magnoliopsida, Gentianales, Rubiaceae.